GCCGUUAGGAGGCGCCCCAGUUCCUUUUGUCAAGUCGUUCGGAGUCUCCAGGGGAAGAAAAAAAUACGUGUAGCGAGAAACCUGGGGCUCAACGCGCCCAGACCCAACUUGUAACAGAUACCAACUAUUCCUUCUUCAAUUUCCCACGAGGAAGGGAAAAGUCAAAAAGGAACGAUCGCCCCCUAGCGUCCGUAGCCUAUUCCGGCAAGUAGAUUGGAUCCUUCUAGAGCCAGAAGAGGAGACGCGCGCCCCCUAGCGCCUCCGAGUAGUGGCUAGAGCAGAAAAGAAGAGGGAGCCGGAGACCACGCGGCGCAGGGCAGGCGCGUGCGCAGAAGCGGCUUACUCUGCCUCGGGGACUUGGGAGAGCCCAAGCGUCAUAUGCCCAAGGGGAGAGAUCCACGAAUUCAGGGUCGUUUCCCCGCCCCCGUUCCCGAGCUUGGACUUUUUCUUUCUGACUUCGUUGAAGUCAGAGAUUUGUGUCAGACUGAGAAGUCACGCAGGGAAACCCAACGUGGUGACGAGCGGCUUACGUGACUCAGGCUUGUUUUUCUUCCUUCCCCUCCCCACGAAGAGGGUGGGUUGGGCUGGCCCCGGGUCAGGAGGCGCGGGGGCGGAAGCCGCGAGGGUGCCUGUGGCUGUCAGAGCUGGAGCCGGGAGACGGAGGCGAAAGCUAAGCAAGCCGGCCAUGGAGACUCACCGCUGGCUGCCUCUGGAGGCCAAUCCCGAGGUCACCAACCAGUUUCUUAAACAAUUAGGUCUACAUCCCAACUGGCAAUUUGUUGAUGUGUAUGGUAUGGAACCUGAACUCCUUAGCAUGGUGCCACGACCAGUUUGUGCAGUAUUACUUCUCUUUCCAAUUACAGAAAAGUAUGAAGUAUUCAGAAUAGAAGAGGAAGAAAAAAUAAAAUCAGAAGGACAAGACGUCACAGAAUCAGUAUAUUUCAUGAAGCAAACCAUCAGUAAUGCCUGUGGAACAAUUGGACUGAUCCAUGCUAUUGCUAACAACAAAGACAAAAUGAAUUUUGAAUCUGGAUCAACAUUGAAAAAAUUCUUGGAAGAAUCUCUAAGUAUGAGUCCUGAAGAAAGAGCCAGAUACCUAGAAAAAUAUGAAGCAAUUCGAGUUACUCAUGAAUCGAGUGCCCAUGAAGGUCAGACAGAGGGGGCAGAACUGGGACCGAAGAGUGGAAGUUACUGGGAGGCAAAUUUCAGCUCAUUAGAAAACGUUCUUCAACAAUUAAAGCCACCUGAAAGUCAUAUGGACUGCCAUGUUGAGAUGCAGAAACUGAGACUUAAGAGCCCAAGAGACUGGCACAGGUGACUUACUAAUGAUCUACUUUAAUAAGUAGGAAAGCCAGGAUUUGAAGGCAAGAUUUCUCCUGCCUCCAAGCAAGGCUUAUGUCACUGCAAUCAUUGCUUUAUCUAACAUUACAAAAUUUAAAACAAGUUAUUUUGUAGAAGAAAUAGGACUUGAAACAUUCCUCUGGAUAAGAGGAGGGGGUCACCUCUUUUGGUGAACCCCACAUUCACUACUGAUCCCUGUGCUUAUUGUUGGUGAAAGAUUAAGGCAAUUUGGCCUCUUUGGUCAGGAACCUCCUUAUAUCAAAAUGUGUUACUCAAAAUUCAUCUUCUGUUUAUAGUAAAGUUAUCAAUAAUAUAACCAUGUGGGUUUGUAUUACUUUUGUAGCUGAUCAUCUCUGACAGAUGACCUAAUUAUCUCCCAGCCCUACUCCUUACUUGCUGUGUGACUUUGGGCAAUAAUAAUAGUGACUGACAAUUUGUAUAAUGCUUUAAGCUUUGAAAAAGCACUUUAAAUGUAUCCUCAGAAUAACUGUUGGGUGUCCCUGUUUUACAGAUGAAGAAAGGGAGACGCAGAGAGGUCAAGUAACUUGCCCAGGGUCACAAAGCGAGUAUCAGUGACUGGCACUCAGUAGGUGCUUAAUAAACACUUACCAACUGGACUUCAGAUUCUCCAGUACUUCUGCUGUUACACACACGGCUUCUCAAGUCAUUUCCCUUCACUGCAUUCAUUUAAAAAACAACAGUGUUGACAUAGAUGAUCUCUGAAAGUCCUGUCCAGCUCCAUAGCCUGUGAUUCUGUGGUAGGAGAACAGGCUGAAAGGCAGGAUGAGGGGAAGCAGACAAUGGGAUUUCAUGAAGGAACAAUUUCAGUGGUAUGGAAAUUGAAAGCAUUAUGGUAUACUUAAGCUUACCAUAGAUCUGUCUUGAAUUUAGCAGAAAACAAGUCCCCAAAAAGUGGUGCUGGAGAUUUGGUAUUUAUUAAUGUAAUUUAGUGAGGAGUAAGGAUAAUAUGAAGAAAGUUGUACCAGAUGUUAAAAUGGUUAAACUAAGCCUUAAAAGCUGAUUGUUAAAUCUCCUGUCACCAUUUUAUGUGUAUAUGUAUACAUUUAUCUAUUUUACUCCUAAAAUAUUUCAGAAUACCUAGUGUGCUCUAGGCUUACACUUAUGAAAUAUGUUCAUAUCUGAAAGAAAUAAUUAAGUAGCAAACUAGUUAUUGCUUUAGAGACAAAAAUCAAGAUAGAGGAAUUAAGUUUUUUAAUCCUGGAAGCCUCCCAGUAAACUAUAUGAAACCAUUUUGUGGGUGAUUUUAUAUUUAAAAGUUAAUAAAUUGGAGUUUUAGUUAUAAGGCUAUUGCUUUCACAAAAGAAAGUUAUUAUUAAAAAAAAAUGCUGAUUCUGCAUAACCAGUAUUUGAGAGCUGCAACAUAUCUCUCUUGAAGGUAAGUUUUAAAACAUUAUUUGGUUUUUAACAUACUUGACUGAGCAUUGUAUGUUCAGGUUCUUUCUAUAAUAAUACUCAAGUUGAAGUAUUUCAAUUAUUAGUUAUUACCUUUGAAUAAAUAGUAAUAAUCGCUAACACUUAUGUAGUGCCAUACUGUUUGGCAGGUACUGGGAUAAGUGCUUUACAAAUAUCUAAUUUGAAUCCUCACAGCAACCCUAGGGGGUGAGGAAAAUAGCUUCAGUUACUUGUACAGGGUCACAUAGUUAAUUUUAUUUGAGGUUAAAUUUGAAGUUAGCUCUUACUGAUUCUAGACUCAGCACUGUGCACUAUGGUGCCACCCGGCUUCCUGAAUUUUUGAGAUUUCCCUGUUUAAUAUUCAUUUCAUGAAAAAAUAAAAUCUGAUUCAAGUGUUAUGUUAACAGAAAAUUGUAUAUUCUAACAGUGUGAUCUUAAUUAUAAUUUAAAAUGCAUCUUUGACAUGAGUUAUUGUAGCUGUAGUUGGUAAAUGCUGAAGUUUAUGAGACCUCGAUUACAAAAAGCUGUAUAUUUGUCCAGUGACUCAAGGGUCAUGUGUGUGCAGAAGAAGGAGAUAGGACUAUAUUGACUAGAAUGCAUUGGUGUGGAAAUAGGACUGAUUGUUAGGAGGAAUAAAUAACAUCUUUGUUGAGUAAUAAUAGAAUCUUGGAGCGGAAUGGUUUAAACUUUAUUUCUCCCUAAAAGUAGAGAGAUGGUAAAUUCUGACAUUAUAAUACUGACAUUUUUUUUUAAAGCAUUUUAAGAUUUACUACAUGCUUCUUUUAAAACAAUCCUAUUAAUAAUAGGUAAUACAACUAUCUCCAUUUUACAGAUUAGGAAACUAAGAGAAGUAACUUUCUCAAAAGGUUUAGUCAAUAUCAGUCAGAAUUUGAAACUAAAGCUUGUUUGUGAUUCCAGAUUUCUUUUCUGAGGCAUUUAGGUGGUAUAGUGGAUAGAGUUUUGACCUUGAGUCUUCUUGACUUAAAGUUCAAAUCCUGCUCAGACUUCCUAGCUUUUGGAAUUCCCUGAGCCUCAAUUUCCUAAUCUGUGAAAUGGUAAUAAUAACAGUACCUACUUCUUGUGAGGUUCACAAGGAGUAUUUGUAUAGAACUUUGGAUACCUUCAAGUGCUGUAAAAGUACUUCUUAUUAUUUCUACUCUAAUACGCUGAGUUUAUCAGUUUUUUAACAUAUCCACAGAAGGAAGAAGUUUCAUUACUUUGAAUUUUAAGCAUUUACACAAGUAUCAAUCUUCUUUUUAAAAGUUGAAAUAAUUGAAUUGGGAAGAAAAUUAU
Molecule: messenger RNA, 4047 nt
Organism: Sarcophilus harrisii (Tasmanian devil)
Lineage: Eukaryota; Metazoa; Chordata; Mammalia; Dasyuromorphia; Dasyuridae
Gene: UCHL3
Product: ubiquitin C-terminal hydrolase L3
Exons: 8
Coding region: 686-1318 (210 amino acids)
Biological process (GO): ubiquitin-dependent protein catabolic process; protein deubiquitination
Cellular component (GO): cytoplasm
Molecular function (GO): cysteine-type deubiquitinase activity
Source: RefSeq, a predicted model, not a curated record